UUGUCUAAAUCUUCAAUAGGAUGAAACAUCUACGCUUAGCUGUAUUUUGACAUUAUAAAUUAACUCUCUGGCAGACAUUUAAGGCCGAGAUCGGAAGGAUUUUAAAUCAUUUUCCGGUUCAGUAGUGAGUACUUGCAAGUACGGCGAGGAAAUAUUUCGUCAUUCUCUUUUUAGAUUCAUGGAGCAUGAAUAUAAUAUCGAUGGAUUGAAUGUUAAAGAGUGGAUACGUUCUUUACAGCUGAAGACCGUGACUUUUCCGAGGUGGAUUUAUUCAAAACGUGUCUAUAAGUAUCAUUUGAUCCCUUUCUUAUAGAUCUUUACGGCCUGUAUCAUAGUUAUUUCCAACUUUGCUUAUAUUGAUUUGUAUAGAGAUGCGUAAGGUAUAUUUUUUCUGGUGUCCCAUGCAUGCAUAUAUCUGUCAGGUUAAUUUCACUAGGCUGAACAUAAGAAGCUGAACAUAAGAAGCUAAUAAGCAGAGACAGCUAGAAAUAUGAAGCUUUUCGAUGCAGUGAACAAGAAUGACAUCGAGAGAGUUAAGACUUUUCUUCAAAGCGUGCAGUCGAAGGUGACAGUAAUAAACGAUCCAAACUCGCGAGGAAAAACGGUCCUUCACAUUGCUUCGGAAAUGGGCUACCUAGAAAUUGUAAAAUAUGUUACUGAAGAAGGAGCAGAUCUUGAAAAGGGGGACCACAAUGGUGAUACACCUCUCCAAAUGGCAUCAGAGAAUGGUCAUCUUGAUGUAGUUCAGUAUCUUGUUGGUAAAGGAGCAGAGAUUAAGAAGAUUGGUUGUGCUGGUUGCAAUGCACUAAACCAUGCAUCGCACGGUGGUCAUCUUAACGUUGUUAAGUUUCUCGUUGACAAGGCAGCUCAGGUUCACAUUGACAGAGCUAUUCACAAGGCAGCAUUCAAAGGUCAUCUUGACGUUGUUCAAUUUCUCAUGCGUACUGGAGCAGAUGUUGAUAUGAAAUCUAAAACUGGUUGUACACCUCUUCACUCUGCAUCAUAUAAUGGUCAUUUAAAUGUAGUGAUGUAUCUCGUUAGUAAGGGUGCUGAGGUUAAUAAGGUUGAUAAUGAUGGUAACACAGCCCUUCAUAAAGCAUCAUUCCAUGGUCAUUAUGAAGUUGUGUGUUAUCUCGUAAGUGAUGCUGGAGCAGAUAUUGAGAUGGCUGAUAUACCUAAUCCAGCUCUUCACUUUGCAUCAAGCAACGGUCAUCUAGAUGUAGUUAACUAUCUCAUUCUCAAAAGAGCUCGUGUUAACAGUAUUGAUAAAGAUGGUUGCACAUCUCUUCACAAGGCAUCUAUAAAUAAUCAUCUUCAUGUAGUUAAGUCUCUUGUUCGUAAUGGAGCACAGGUUGAAAAGGCAAAUCGUCGUGGAAAAACCCCUCUCCAAGAGGCAUUGCGCAAGGGUCAUCGUAACGUAGUUCAGUAUUUGGCUCGUCACUUUGUAUCACGCAAUGGUCAUCUGAAGGUAGUUAACUAUCACAUUCUCAAAAGAGCUCGUGCUAACAGUAUUGAUAAAGAUGGUUGCACAUCUCUUCACAAGGCAUCUAUGAAUAAUCAUCUUCAUGAAGUUAAGUCUCUUGUACGUAAUGGAGCAAAGGUUGAAAAGGCAAAGCAUCGUGGCAAGACCCCUCUCCAAGAGGCAUUACGCAAGGGUCAUCGUAACGUAGUUCAGUAUUUAGGUGGCCGUGGGGCUAAGAAUGACAUGAAUUUGUCUUAUAGACAUGGUAGAAUACAUCCCGGGGCACCACAGAAUCUUCGUCUUGACCUAGUUCACCAUCUUGCAAAUGAUGGAGCAGAUGGGAGACCCCUAGACAAUGCACCGAACCCUGGUCCUGUUGGUGAUGUUCAGCAACCCGUUGGGAAAAGACGAAAGUUUGACAGAGGAGGAAAGUUUGACAGAGGAGGUAAGAGAGGAUGA
Molecule: messenger RNA, 1921 nt
Organism: Strongylocentrotus purpuratus (purple sea urchin)
Lineage: Eukaryota; Metazoa; Echinodermata; Echinoidea; Camarodonta; Strongylocentrotidae
Product: ankyrin repeat domain-containing protein 50-like
Exons: 1
Coding region: 491-1921 (476 amino acids)
Biological process (GO): innate immune response
Cellular component (GO): cytoplasm
Molecular function (GO): protein binding
Source: RefSeq, a predicted model, not a curated record